AUGCCUAGCGUGGACUUGAGUGGAAGAAUUCGAUGUAAGAAGGCUGUUUUGUACAGUAUAGUGGAUGCCUUAGACGUAAUGGAGAAGUAUCUGAAGGAACAGAAGGAACUGUCGAAAAAGCCAGAAGAAAAUAAUUUGGACAAAGUCAUAACAGAUGCCGAAGCUAAACUUGACGCCUUUGAAAAGUUGUACACCAGGAGGGAAGAAGAGAGACGAGUUUUCGACUCAAACCCAGAAGCUGGUUUCAAAGCUGACUUUGCCGUAGUCAGGAAGGUGAUCAACGAAGCCGAUGUGAUCAUCGAAGUUCUGGACGCGAGGGAUCCCCUUGGAAACCGGUGUCCGACUAUCGAAAAAGAUGUGCUCGAUGCUGGGAAACGGCUGGUUUUAUUACUUAAUAAAAUAGGUAAAUUUUGGAUCGUUGAAAAUUAUUUCCUUGAAACUCUGUUUCUCUGAUU
Molecule: messenger RNA, 455 nt
Organism: Soboliphyme baturini
Lineage: Eukaryota; Metazoa; Nematoda; Enoplea; Dioctophymatida; Soboliphymatidae
Source: the annotation of a GenBank genome assembly